Molecule: messenger RNA, 2879 nt
Organism: Catharus ustulatus (Swainson's thrush)
Lineage: Eukaryota; Metazoa; Chordata; Aves; Passeriformes; Turdidae
Product: inner centromere protein-like
Exons: 19
Coding region: 256-2766 (836 amino acids)
Biological process (GO): mitotic cytokinesis; positive regulation of protein serine/threonine kinase activity; meiotic spindle midzone assembly
Cellular component (GO): midbody; chromosome passenger complex; kinetochore
Molecular function (GO): protein serine/threonine kinase activator activity
Source: RefSeq, a predicted model, not a curated record
GAGGCGGUGGCAGCAGCGGUUGGAGGGCUGGCUCUGGUCCGGCGGCGAGCGAGCGCUCGGGGGGGUCCCUGGGAGCUUGGGAGGGGUCCCUUGGGAUGUGGAGGGGAGCCCCCAACACCUUUGCCCCAGCUUAUUUUCAUACUCCGCCCCCCAUGCCUGGGAGCGCUGCGAUGCCUGCGUCCCUCUUUCCCACCUUGAGGGAGGCCCUGGCUGCCCCCCAGCCUUGUCCUCUCCCUCUGUGUUCCAGGCAGGGCAAUGGCGGCCGGUCCCCAGCAGCUGCUGGAAGUGUGCGGGCAGAGGCUGUCCCGCUUCCUCUGCAACGCCCAGCACAAGCACCUGGCCUGGCUGCGGGAGGUGGAGGAGCAGGGCAUGAGGAUGCUCAAGAGCAGCUUCAGGGAUGAGCCCAUGCUCUUGCCCAAAACGCCCUCGCAGAGGAGGAAGCUCAGGAAAAGGCAGUCCUCCUGGAUGAGGGAGGAAAACAGGGAGCUGAGCAGGAGGAGGUUAUCCCGAAGGAGGAGUGGUGUCAAAUUGCUGUCUUCCAGUCGGAGUUCCCAGCAGGGCCUGAGCCAGGAGCAGCCCCAGAGCCCUGGCUGUGAGGGGCAGGAUGCAUCAGUGCCCAGCUGCACUCUGGGAUCUCAGGCUGGCAUCACACCCCAGCUCCCAUCUCUGCCUGGGAAGCAGCCUGUGGAAGCACGAGUUCCCAUGGCAGAUCUGGAUUGCCAGGAGUGUCCCCAGGGUGCUGCUGGGGGUGAUGCAGCCCCUCCAGCGGUUUUGGGGGAGCAGCUGCCUGAGGUGGAUGAAGCAACUGAGCUCCAGGAGGUCCCUGGGAUCCCAGCUGAACAGCCAGGAAGGGAUGGGGAGCAGGACCCCAGGAGAGCCAGCACUUCCACUCCCAAGGCUGCUUGGAAUGGUAAUCCUGCUGCACUCCAAGUAGAUGGAUCUCCUCAAGGCCUUGAGACACUGCUCUUCCAGGACUCCCCCAGUAAAAGUGCGACAGAGAAACCCAGGAUGUGCCGCCGGAGCGGGGUGGGUGCCCCCCGAAAGAGCCAUAGGGCUUCCCUGGCUGAGAAGUGCUCCCUGGCCAGCAGGAGGGAGAACAUGAUCCGGAGAUCCAUCAGCAGGGCCAGGGCCAGGAAGGCAGCAGCACGAGAAUCCUCCUCAGCCUCCAGCAGAGUGAGCUGUCAGAGCUCCUUGGAGGCUUUUGUGGAAGAAGAUGUGACCAGCAGCACAAGGCCUGAGCUGGAGCCAAAUUCCCCGAGGGAAAAGGCUCCUGGAAAUGUCCUUGUUCCAAACACAAGUCCCCGAGGUGCCUGCCCUCCUGCACAGCACCUGUCCCCUCUGGAGCAGCAGGCAGGGAGUGCUGCAGGAAGUGGUGUAAAUCCCAAUAGUGAACUCCAGAAGAACCAGGAGCAACCCCACUCUGCCAAGUCCCUGGAGAAUUCUUCCCGCACCUGGAUGAAAGGCUGCAAGCAAGCCCUGGGAGCCCUGUGGCACGGGCAGCACACAGGGGGCCGAGUCCUUUCCCCUUUGGAUGAGAAGCACAAGACCUCAGCAAACCAGGCUCAAUCGUCCCCCUCUCCAGCCAGCAAGGCUGUCAGGCCACUGAAGAACUUCCUGCAGGGACAAGGGGGUGGCAUCAAGGACUUCAUCAGGCGCAACACUCCCACCCGACCCCCCAUGAAGGGAGACUUUGUUGAGAAGGAGAGGCAGAGACUGGAAAACCUCCGGAAGAAGCAGGAGGCUGAGGAACAGAGGAAGAAGAAAGUGGAGGAGGAGAAGAGACGGCGUCAGGCAGAAAUGAAGCAGAAGCGGGAAGAGCGCCUGAGGAAGGCCCUGCAGGCUCGGGAGCGUGCAGAACAGAUGGAGGAAAAGAAGAAAAAGCGUGUGGAGCAGAAGAUUCUGCAGAGUGAUGAGAAGGUGAAAGAAGAGAAGGUGGCAGAGGAGCGGAGCAAGAGGAAAGGGUCCAAGAAACACGGGGAAGCAGAGGCACGGAAGCAGAAAGCCCUGAGAGGGGAGGAAAAUGAGCAGCAAGAACCACUGCAGAAAAGAGAGGAUGAAGUGAAGGAAAGAGGGAAGACAGUCUUGGAACUGAAGAAACUUCUGGAGCAGCAACAGCUGGGACAAGCCAAGGAGAGGGAUCCCAAACGGCAAGGGAAGGAGAAGCCCCUCCAAGCACAGCAGGAACCAGCAGCAUUGGCUGGCAAGGCCACCAAGGGGAAAGAAAGUCCCAAAGAGCUACCUCGUGGGCCUGGGCUAGAGAAAAGAUAUGAGCCACCAGAAUCCUUUUUCCCAGCUCUUAACAUCUGGCUCCAAGCAGAGAGGGAGGCUGAUGGUCAGCAGCAGCUGGGAGAGGAGAAAAAACUUAUUCAAUCAGCAGCCCCUGGGACAUUACCGAAGAAAGCCGUGAAGAAAUCCCUCUCCACAUCCUGCCUCGAGUCCCUGAAGGGUGCUCAAGGACCAGAAUCGCCCCCAGCCAAUGAGAACAGCUACGGGCUGGAUCUGAACAGCGAUGACUCCACAGAUGAUGAGAGCAACCCUCGGAAGCCUGUCCCUGCCUGGGCUGAUGGGGCGCAGCUCCAGCAGGCCAUCGUGCACCAGUACUACAACCCCCCUGAUGUGGAUGCACUGUUCGGGGCCAUCCCCAGCCCCAAACUGGAGCACAUCUUCUACAAGUGCAAACCCCGCUACUUCAAGCGCACCAGCUCGGCCGUGUGGCACUCCCCACCCGGCCCCUCCUGUGGCCCCUCCUGCACCUUCCUGAGCUGAGCCAAGGCAGAGAAAGAGGGUUCUAAGGCCUCUGUUCUACUUUCCCUGUAUUUACAAUUUUAACUUUUUAUUCUUCUUUUUUGUACAGAAAUAAAGUUGUUUAGUGAAGCCCA